This is a messenger RNA of Dryobates pubescens (Downy woodpecker), 2436 nucleotides long. RefSeq names its product negative regulator of ubiquitin like proteins 1 (gene NUB1). NCBI's taxonomy places the organism in Eukaryota, Metazoa, Chordata, Aves, Piciformes, Picidae. Gene Ontology annotation, biological process: regulation of ubiquitin-dependent protein catabolic process. The transcript is spliced from 15 exons. The coding region runs from base 47 to 1927 and encodes 626 amino acids. Gene Ontology annotation, molecular function: protein binding. The record is from RefSeq and is a predicted model, not a curated record.
AUCAGCUCCGCUGCCGCCACAGGAGGCUCCUUCUGUGGUUGUCUGAAUGCUCCCCAUCUGCCGUGGGUUGGAGGUGCCUGGAAAAGGCGGAGAAAUGGCACAAAAGAAGUAUUUAAUAGCAAAACUGACAAGCUUCUUAAGAGAGGACAAAAUUCAGCUCUGGAAACCACCAUAUACCAAUGAAAAAAAAGAAGCUGGCAAGGAGAUGAAGGAGCUUGUACAAAAAUACUCAUCCAAGCUGAAUAUCAAUGAGACCGAGACAGAGAAUAUGCUGGAAGAAAUACGAUGCAAAGCGAUUGAGCGUGGAACGGGAAAUGAACACUUUAAAGUGACUGGAAUUGCAAGGCUUGAUAUGUAUCUGCCUCGGAGAAAGAGCAGAAAACUACUGGAAACUAACCUGUUCAUCACAGGCAAGGAGCUCAGAUCACAGAUAGCACAGGAACAUGCAUUAAAAGAAAAUGCUCUCAAAAUAAUAAUAAAUAAGAAGCAGCUUGACCUGGGCAAAACCCUUCAAGACCAGGGUGUAACACACAAUGCAAAGGUGAUGGUACUUCAACUGGAACAGAGUGAUGAAGAAACUAAAAGAAAAGUUCAGGAAGAGGAACUUCAGUGCAAGAAAGAGAAAGAAAUAAAUGACAAGAUGCAAAGAACUAAGAAGGGUUUGGAGAUUCUGUCAGAGAGAGAGGAGUACUUGGAUCCAGAUUCUUAUCCCUAUUUAGACAUAGCUAACCAGACUGGAAGGUCCAUUGAGAUUCCUCCUCAAGCUAAAAAAGCACUUGUGCUGGCAAUGGGUUAUCAUGAGAAGGGCAGGGCGUUAAUGAAGAAGAAAGAAUAUGAAAUAGCACUGCCCUAUUUGUUGGAUGCUGAUAAACACUUCUGUGAGUGUAGCACAGAACUGCUGAACACUGUUGAUAACUAUGCAGUGCUGCAGCUGGAUAUAGUGUGGUGCUACUUCCGCCUGGAGCAGCUGGACUGCCUGGAUGACGCAGAGAAAAAGCUGUCCACAGCUCAUAGAUGCUUCCAGAGGUGCUAUGGAGAGAACCAUGAAAGACUUAUUGAUAUCAAAGGAAGCUAUGGUCGUGAGAAGGUUUUAUUUCUGCGGCUUUACCUCCUUCAAGGGAUAGGACAUUAUCACAGUGGCAGAGAAAAGGAGGCUGCUGAUUAUAUUCAGAAGGCUUCUCGUCUGCAUGGAGAGCUCUCCAUAGAUCCUGAUAAAGUUGAGCGCCUGUCACUCCUGGGAUUCUCGGAGCAGGAAGCUCGCCUUGCCCUGCGAGCGUGCCAUGGGGAUGUGGAGCAUGCUGCCAAUCUUAUCACCAACAGGAGAGAGGAAAAGGCACAGAUAAGGAGGGAGGAGAGAGCUAAGAGGCGGCAGCGAAUGGAAGACAUAAAUACCUUGAAGAGCAUGGGCUACUCAGAGAGAGCUGCUCAGAUGGCUCUGCAUUAUACACAGGGAAACCUGGACCAAGCCUUUAAGUUUAUUCUUGACAAUCCUGAGUUACUGUUGGAAGAUGAUGAUGAUGAUCCUGUAGCCACGAACCAGUUUCAGGUUUCCCAGGAAAGCAUUGACCAACUGGUGUAUAUGGGUUUCAGUCGUGAGUCAGCAGAGCAAGCUUUGAAGGUCUUUAAAGGCAACAUCCACUUAGCUUCCCAAAUCCUUGUUCAUUAUGGGGGAGUUCUUCCUGCUUCACUCCUGCUGUCUCCAGAAGGGUCCAGUUCAUCAGAAGAAUCAACUUCAUCCAAAGAUUCACCUACAGAGUCUGCAGGCUCUUCAAGUUCACCAACAGAUGAAGACAUGGAGACUGAUGCAGUCAAUGAAAUCAUAGAGGAUAUUCCUGAACAUGAAGAGGAUUAUCUGGAUUUAACACUGGAGGAAGAAGAACAGAUCAUUCAGGAGUACUUAUCCUAUAUACAAGUACCACAGCAUUAAAUCCCAUUACAUCUACUUCAGUUACAUGUAUUUACCUUGAGAAAAUGAGUCUGGAUUAUAAAUGCACCUUCAGCUUAUCUCUUACUAAAUGCCUUGAAUUCAGUUAAACUAGGGAUGGCACACUUAAUUCCUGCUUAUUUAUAAAUCUGCUUAAAGCCUACAUUUGUGAUACAUUGUAAUUUAUUGUCAGAGCAGAAAAAUAGAAACAUUUAUUUUCAGAAGAAAAUUUAAUAGAACUAAACUAUAUUUUUAUUGUGAAAUAAGUUAACUCACUUAGUACUCAAGUGAAGAAGCAUUUCUAUACCAUUGGAAAAUACCAGCUUUAAAGAAAAGGUGAGUUUGUAAAGCCUAGCUCAUGAGCUUGCACAGGUAUCAGCUGCCCAACUGUUCUUUUUUUCUUCUGAAAGAUUUCUGAGAGACAUCCUGUAUCUACUGUGCAUGGGUUUGUCCUGUGUUCUGCUUGUCACUCCCUGCAGGCCUUACACAGCCAUUAAAGGUAACUGUGCAGA